Baudoinia panamericana UAMH 10762 is the source of this 2001-nucleotide messenger RNA. RefSeq lists its product as uncharacterized. The transcript is spliced from 2 exons. The coding region runs from base 1 to 2001 and encodes 666 amino acids. Gene Ontology annotation, molecular function: zinc ion binding; DNA-binding transcription factor activity, RNA polymerase II-specific; DNA binding. NCBI's taxonomy places the organism in Eukaryota, Fungi, Ascomycota, Dothideomycetes, Mycosphaerellales, Teratosphaeriaceae. The record is from RefSeq and is a predicted model, not a curated record. Gene Ontology annotation, biological process: regulation of DNA-templated transcription; DNA-templated transcription.
AUGCCGUUACUGAGCUGCGAAGAGUGCCGCAGUCGCAAGGUCAAGUGCGACAAGGUAGCCGACGGCUGUUCGGCUUGUAGAAGUGCUGGUCUGAGAUGCCACACCGUCCAGCGCUCGCGUCUACCGCGCGGUCGAAGCGGCAAGACUAAGAGCAAGAAUGUUGAACUCGAGGAGCGUGUAGUACGCAUCGAGCGGUUGCUCAAGCAAGCAGCAAGUGCUAGAGGACCGGAUCCGAUUCAGUGCCACCCAAGCUUCAGGACUGAAAAUCCACCAUCGAAGCAACCCGCUGGUAAACUUACUGACUUCGUUGCUCCCAUCUUCUGGACUACGCUAGCAGAUGAGGUAGCGGGCUUACGUACUACUCUUGAGGAAGGCUCCGAAGACGAGGCUCCCAACGAUCCGCGUAAUCGCUCCUGUUACCAGAACGAUAGAAGCAACGGUAGCCGCUGUGACUUUCAGUUUCCUCCUGCACUAUCCCUCCCUCGGAGUCUGGGUGGUCCACAAAUCGCCCCUGGCUUUGAAAGCACCUUAUGUGCAAUCUACCGUACGCGAGUGGACAGUGUCUUCAAGAUCCUCCACUGGCCGUCCGCGCUACUUACCGUUCAAGAGAGUGCUGUCUUGGACUCUGUCGGACCCGGACAAGCGCUCGCUUCCGCAAUCUACUUCAUGGCUGUUUGUGCUUUGAGCGACAAUGAGUGCAUGCAGGUCUGUGGCUACCCUCGGCUUUCCAUGCUGAAUGCGUACUGCAGUGCGACUGAGAAGGUUAUCUCGGACGCCAGGAUUAUGCAAGCUCCAAGCAUUGUAGGACUUCAAGCAUACGUCAUCUACCUGAACGCGCUAAGGGCGUCCAAGAAGCACGCGCUGAGCUGGACACUGCUCGCUGUGGCAGUACGUCUCGCAGAUGCGCUCGGCUUAGGACGGGAGGACCCCAGUUCGAUGUCCGCGCUUACUCUUGAGACUCGCCGGCGUCUCUGGUACGGCAUGAGUCUGCUUGAUACUCAAGCUAUGCUGGACCGAGGCUCUACGGCACUGGUUAUGUCUACUGCGCUUGGACCGCCACCGCUCAGUAUUGGCGAUGAGGUCUUAACCUCUUCAGCUAACCCAUCAGCACCACCAACACCCGCACCUGACAUGUUGUUCGCCUCCAUGACUUACAAAGCUAUGGUAUGUCAGAAGCAGAUGAGUGAGGUUGUGACUGAUUCACAGGACGGUUGGAGCGGAUGGAGUCGUAGAGUCGCGCUUGUCUCAGACUUCGAGCAAAGCAUCCAAGUGGAAUACCUUUCCAGCCACACGCUAACCGCACCUAUAGCGAUACUUACCAAAGUAGCAGCAGAAAUCAUACUUGCGAACAUGCAUCUUCUACUGCGAAGGCCGCCAUACCGGAGGAGCCUGACCUCAGUACCACCAUGGGACGACUUUGACGUGCUGCAGAACGCCACUACGGUGUUGGAGCGACAUCUGCAGCUUUUCGAGCAUGCUGACCCGCUCUCACCUUGGGCGUGGAAAGAAUGGACGCCGUGGUACGCACUUGCCGUCGUGUUGGCAGAGCUAUGCCGUGAUGUGAGACAGCCAGGAAGCGAGAAUGCUUUUGUGGUGGCUUGCAGGGUCUUCCGCCGGCACGCGGUGCCAGCAGAUGACAUCGAAUCUGGUAUGCUCUGGAAGCCAAUUGCGCGAUUGUUACGCAGGGUCAAGCGUGAACGCGAGGCUCUCAAGGAUCGCAGCAGCUCAUCCCUGACAGAGAGUGUCGGUAGUCGUGGACCCAAUCACAAGCCUGUGGACGAAGACCACGCUCGGAUGACAACGGCGGCGCAACGUGCUGCACUUGACCGCCAGCCAAAGCCUGCAAUUGGAGAUGCGUCACCAUGCACUGGUCAGGAACACCACGAAAUGGUGGACGGUGCGUUUGACUUCCUGGACAUCGACUUUACUACAUACGAUUAUCUCCCGGGGAUGGAGCUGGAUGAAGAUGUGUCGUGGCUGGAAUGGACACUGCCAUCCUGA